Molecule: messenger RNA, 585 nt
Organism: Taeniopygia guttata (zebra finch)
Lineage: Eukaryota; Metazoa; Chordata; Aves; Passeriformes; Estrildidae
Source: RefSeq, a predicted model, not a curated record
CAUUAGCGCCCCGCGCGGGGGGGGGCAGUGCAGGAAUGCACCACUGCAGCGGGGAGGGGCGUGGUUGCCAUGGCGACAGCGCUGGGACGCCGCGGCCUAGCGCAGGUCCCGGGCCCGGCGCCUCUUCUCCGCGGUUGCUGUUGAUUCAUCCGAGCCCCCCGGUUCCCUCCGGCUCCCCAGCACUGCUGGAGACCGCCGGGCCCGGGGGUGCCGUGCGGGUCUGCUCCAGCAGCCUGUGCCGGUAGGGCUGGUGGCCCCAUCGCUCCCCGGCCUGGUGGCCCCGGUGUUCCCCGGCCGUGUCCCGCCGCUCCCGUGCCCGGCGCACCGCGGACCAUGGCGCACCUCCUGGGCCACCGCGGCUGCAUGGAGAGCCUGCGGGCCGACCUGCGGGACCUGCAGGCCGCCAUCGCCGACGUGUGCUCCCGGGCCGGCGCCGUGCGCUUCCCCUCCUGGAAGUUCCCCGACAAGGUGUCCUGCGAGCUGGACAUACCGCUGCUGCUGCAGCGCUACAGGCACAGCGACAGCGAGCCCGAGUUCAGCCAGCACGCACACGUGGUGCUGCUGGAGCUGCUCAUCGACAGGUGA